UCAAUUUGCGGCUAUGAGCGAAAAAAUACAAUGUCCAUGGUAGGUGUGAAUUGUGAUCCUAAACCCAAUGGUAUACAAUAUUUGAAACAUCUUUUUUUAAUUUUAAUAAUAACAAAAACUAAAUAAUAUUAUAGCAAUAAAAAAGUUUAUAAUAGUUUCGACUUACGUUCUUCAUAGUAGCAGGAACCAGCAAAAAAAAAGGUUAAAAUGACUUCUAAACCAAGAAAACAAAGCCUAUUUGCCCAAAAAAUGCAAAAACAAAGAGAAAAACAGGACAACGAUAAAACGUUUGAAAAUGAACUGAGUGAAGAGACGUUUGGACCUGCUAGUAAUAUACUAACUGGUCCUGAAGCCAAUGAUAUACAUACGGAAAAUGUUCUAAAACUCACUAGUAUGACUGUUGAAGAAAUAAUUAAAGAAAAAAAAGAAUUGCUUAGUAUGCUGGAUGGUAACAUUGUUGAAUUUUUGAAAACUAAACACAAAAAUAUAUCUAAUAGUGGAACGUAUGAUUUGAAACAUAAAGAUAACAACCGAGUACAGUUAAUCAAAAAAUCUGAACAAGAUAAAAACAAGAUACCACCACAAAUUAAUGAUUUGAUUAAUAGUGGGUUGAAUAUGGAUGUAAUUGAAGAUGAAAAACUUAAUUGGAUCGGUGAUGUUGAAAUGAACCACAAAACUCAAGAUAUUUAUACUGCGCGUUUUGGUCUUGACGGCAAGCUGUUACCUUACGUUAUAGAAAAUAAAACUACAGUCAAUGGUUUGCAUCAUCAUGGUGAAGAACAACAUCGUCCAGGUUAUACAAUCAAUGAACUCUAUUCAUUCCUUCGAACCAAUCACGUACCCCAAAGAAUUCUCGCAUUAGAUGUUUUAUCAAAACUCAUUGAUUGCUCUUCUAUAUAUGAUGAAGUAUUAAACGAACCGCUCAUUUGUUCACUUAUGGAUUCUGGAGUGUUUAUACUUCUGAGAAUGGCUUUGGAUGACACCAACAUAGCAGUUAUUACCAACACUCUAAAAGCUAUGGGAAACUUAUUUGCUAGGAAGAUCGAUAGGCAAAUCUUAUUGGGAUUGUCUGGAUGUUACUGUGAUAUUGCAUUGCCAGUUUACGUGGUCCCAGAUGCCGAAAUGGAUCAAAAAGAGCUAGAUAAAUCAUCAGACUAUGAUCUAGUGAUUUUAGACUUGGUUCUAGGAGCCCUGCGGACCGACUUGAUAUUACGUUUACAGUACAUUGUCGGCAAUAUAAACAUUGGUCUGGGCAGUCUUUUAGACAUUUGUAACAUUUUGACUGGCAUUGCAUUUAGGGGUGAAAAGUAUGCACUAAUAAUUAUUGAUACACAAUUGUUUAGACACUUGUGUAAAUUAGUAUUCACAAAUGUACAAAGUAAUACACUGUCAGAGUCUGUUGUGACUCUUACCAGAGUCAUUAGUAGUCAAUCGCUUAAAUGCAGUUUGAAAAUACUUGAAAUGAAAAUACUUGAUUCUAUAUUUAAGUAUAUAAGUCUACCAGAGAAAACGCCACUGCUCCUAGAGUGUAUAUAUUUAUGGCAAACAUUUUUUGAACAUAAUUUAGCCAGUCAAACAAUUGCAGAAUUGGCUAAUCUGGUAUUAAAGUUCGUCGACCGUUCAAUUGGGCUUAGUUCAGAUUUAACAAAAACCGAUUUAAAUUUAAUGUCUGCAAGUUUAAGCUUAAUCGAUUCGGCGUUAAGACAUUUCGGCGAAAUCUAUAUCGAUCCUGUGUAUCAAUUAGCCGAAAUGAUUUUAGCCAAACUGCUGGGAAGUUCAGAUCUUCCAAACUUUGAAACUUCAAAACUUAUUGGCAACUGUUUUUCAGUUCUUAGUUCCCAAAAUGUAAAAUUUGACUGUAUCACUCCAAAAGUAAUAACUUAUUUAAAUAAGAAUUUUGGAAGAGUUUGUGAAAUACUCUAUGAAAAAUCGUGGUUAAAAAGCAAUUAUACAAAUAACAGUCCGAAAUGCUAUCCAAAUCUUGGAUUUAUUACUUUUUCUCUCAAUGGUGGAGACCCUUUGUUCAUGUUAAAUGGAAUGAUGAAAUUCUUAAGUAAAACUUCUCAACCUUUUGAGAUUCCUACAAAGUUUUGGACGUACAUAGAAAGUCUAAUGAAAUCUCCUGUUGAAGUAUCGCAUUGGUAUGCCAGAUAUGAAACAAUAUUUUUAAUAAGUACACUUAAAGCAUUUGUUAAUAAUAAUUCAGGAUUGGACGUAAUCCAUAAAACUGCUAUUGCACUUUUAUCAUUUGUACCUAAACAUUUGUCGAACGAGUUGCAUAGCCUUUUGGAGUUAUAUUUUAGUGACGAAUAUGUGAAGCAUAUAAACCACAUGAGCGACUUUACUAUUUUGAAAUCAUUCUAUCAAUUAUUGAUACCUAAUCCAAAAAGUAAAGUUACUAACAUACUAAUAACAGAACUUAACCCGAUACUGCCAAAAGAUUGGUUGUUUAUGCCAAUUCUGAAAGUACACGAAACGAUCAAUUUUAAAAGUUCAAAAGAAGGGGAAUCUCUGAUUAAAGAAGCGUUGGCAAAUGUACUGUUCAUGGAAAUACAUUAUCCCGACAUCUGUGCACAAACGCCGUUAUCGGCGCGAUAUUGUCGUGUAGCUUGUACGUUUAUGUGUGGCCGCCGGGGAACGGUAUUCCACGAAGUCAAACCUGUGUUAAAUCAAAUUUGGCAUCUUUACGCACAACACAACAACAUAUUAAAUUUCAAAGAUCCUAUUCCUGGAAUCGAAUCGUUCUAUGAAUUUUACAAAACGCUGUGCGAACAUUAUGUUGGCGUUUCGUAUUCAGAUCCAGUGUUUGGCGCGUACAUACUCUUACCUUUGCAAAGAAAACACAGUGUCGAACUACGGAAACUUGUAUGGUCAGAAGUAGAUUUGGCGGAAACAAUCAACGUAGACCAAGAACAUUUGGAUAGAGUACCGUUAUCCGAAUAUGUACAUCCAAUAGAAACGAAUAAAGAACUUUUAAAGAUGUACACUAAAGCUAAGGGCUUUAGAAGGCCAUUGGUCAUGUAUCAUAUAGCUGUAUCACAUUUAAAACGAGUUGCAACUUAAUUCUUUUUUUUAAUAUUAUUAUAUGUUAUAUUAAUGUUUUUUGUUAUUUUAUUUU
Molecule: messenger RNA, 3118 nt
Organism: Adelges cooleyi (spruce gall adelgid)
Lineage: Eukaryota; Metazoa; Arthropoda; Insecta; Hemiptera; Adelgidae
Product: splicing factor 3B subunit 5
Exons: 2
Coding region: 208-3063 (951 amino acids)
Biological process (GO): mRNA splicing, via spliceosome; transcription by RNA polymerase II
Cellular component (GO): nucleus; U2 snRNP; precatalytic spliceosome
Source: RefSeq, a predicted model, not a curated record